This is a messenger RNA of Purpureocillium lilacinum, 1620 nucleotides long. RefSeq lists its product as uncharacterized. Gene Ontology annotation, molecular function: flavin adenine dinucleotide binding; acyl-CoA dehydrogenase activity. Lineage: Eukaryota; Fungi; Ascomycota; Sordariomycetes; Hypocreales; Ophiocordycipitaceae. Gene Ontology annotation, cellular component: cytoplasm. Gene Ontology annotation, biological process: fatty acid beta-oxidation using acyl-CoA dehydrogenase. The record is from RefSeq and is a predicted model, not a curated record.
AUGUCCAAGGUCUUUACGACGAGCGACGUCGCGUCGCACAACAAGCCCGACAGCUUGUACAUCAUCGUCGACGGCGACGUCUACGAUGUGACCACGUUCCAGGAUGACCACCCGGGCGGCAAGAAGAUCCUCCAGCGCGUCGGCGGCAAGGACGCCUCCAAGCAGUUCUGGAAGUACCACAACGAGGGCAUCCUCAAAAAGUACCAGGCCAAGCUGCAGGUCGGCUCGCUCGACAGCAAGCCCAAGCCGGAGCCCAAGGCGGAGCCGGCGCCCAGCGCCCCGGCCGUGACGGCCGCCACCAAGGAGUCGGCGAGCCACAGCGACGACAGCGAGCCGCUCGAGCCGUUUGGCCACCAGAUUCCGUUUGCCGACCCGUCAUGGUACCAAGGGUACCACUCCCCCUACUUCAACGAGACGCACGCCGCGCUGCGCGCCGAGGUCCGGCAGUGGGUGGAAAACGACAUUGAGCCCUUCGUCACCGAGUGGGACGAGGCCAAGCGCGUGCCCGAGGAGAUCUACAAGGAGAUGGGCCGGCGCGGGUACCUGGCGGGCCUGCUGGGCAUCCAGUACCCGACCGAGUACGCGGCGGGCGUCAAGUCGGUGGCGCCCGAGAAGUGGGAUCUCUUCCACGAGAUGCUGGUGACGGACGAGCUGUCGCGCACGGGGUCGGGCGGCUUCGUGUGGAACCUCAUCGGCGGCUUCGGCAUCGGCUGCCCGCCCGUCAUGAAGUUUGGCCAGCAGGCGCUCAAGGACCGCAUCAUGCCGGGCAUCCUGAGCGGCGACAAGCGCAUCUGCCUGGCCAUCACGGAGCCCGACGCCGGCAGCGACGUCGCCAACCUGACGUGCGAGGCCAAGCUGAGCGACGACGGCAAGCACUUCAUCGUCAACGGCGAGAAGAAGUGGAUCACCAACGGCAUCUGGUCCGACUACUUCACCACGGCCGUGCGCACCGGCGGGCCCGGCAUGAACGGCGUCAGCCUGCUGCUCAUCGAGCGCGGCGAGGGCGUCUCGACCCGCCGCAUGGACUGCCAGGGCGUCUGGUCCUCGGGCACCACCUACAUCACCUUUGAGGACGUCAAGGUGCCCGUCGAGAACCUGCUCGGCAAGCAGAACCAGGGCUUCCGCGUCAUCAUGACAAACUUCAACCACGAGCGCAUGGGCAUCAUCAUCCAGUGCCUGCGCUUCUCGCGCUGCUGCUACGAGGAGUCGGUCAAGUACGCCAACAAGCGCCGCACCUUUGGCAAGAAGCUCAUCGAGCACCCCGUCAUCCGCAUGAAGCUCGCCCACAUGGCCCGCCAGAUCGAGGCCUCGUACAACUGGCUCGAGAACCUCAUCUACCAGUGCGAGAAGAUGGGCGAGACCGAGGCCAUGCUGCGCCUCGGCGGGCCCAUCGCCGGCCUCAAGGCCCAGGCCACCGUCACCUUUGAGUUUUGCGCCCGCGAGGCCAGCCAGAUCUUUGGCGGCCUCAGCUACUCGCGCGGCGGCCAGGGCGGCAAGGUCGAGCGCCUGUACCGCGACGUCCGCGCCUACGCCAUCCCCGGCGGCAGCGAGGAGAUUAUGCUGGACCUGAGCAUGCGCCAGAGCUUGCGGGUGGCCAAGGCCAUGGGCAUGAAGCUGUGA